Messenger RNA from Bubalus bubalis (water buffalo), 6612 nucleotides. RefSeq names its product X-linked inhibitor of apoptosis (gene XIAP). Bases 644 to 2137 code for a protein of 497 amino acids. The transcript is spliced from 7 exons. The record is from RefSeq and is a predicted model, not a curated record. NCBI's taxonomy places the organism in Eukaryota, Metazoa, Chordata, Mammalia, Artiodactyla, Bovidae. Gene Ontology annotation, biological process: regulation of cell cycle. Gene Ontology annotation, cellular component: spindle microtubule; nucleus; cytoplasm.
GGGGAAGAAGGAGGGGCUUCACUGAGCGGGAGGCUGGCCUCGCGGCGGGGGCGAAGGCCCGAAGACUUUGAGGGGCUCGGCGGCGCGGCUCGGGCGGGAGACUGACGGGCUGCGCCGCGUGCCUUGUCUCUUUGAGGCCUUGGCUUGGAGGCACUGUGGAUUCCCCGACCCGUGGUUGCUCCGGGCGGUGGGCGGGCGAGUGAGGGAAAGGAAGGGACUUCCGUUUCCUUCUAGGCUGGGGCCUGGCCUCCGAGAGGAGUUGGCACUUCCAGAUUGGGGCUUGGGCCGCCCCUCCUCCAGGACCCUCCCCUCAGCACCGCGCGGGGCGCCUCGGGCGAUCUAGGCCGGCUCUCCUGGCGCGGUGGGUACUGCCCGGACGGGCUUCCGCCUCCCUCCCCUUUCCUUCUCUCCCCUCCCCUCUCCUUCUCUCUUCCCUUCUCUUCUCCCCUCCUUCUCCUUGGGCCCCGCGCUGCGAGGGAGGGCAGGAGGGCAGCCCCUGCCUGGCGCUAGUGGCCCGCCCGGGGUUCGUGCCCAGGUUCCGGGACUGGCGAAGAAAGGCGUGGGUGGCUUCAGGCCGCCUGCGUGCCUCCUCAAACCCCGUGACCCCUAAGAAAAGGUGGACAAGUCCUAUUUUCAAGAGAAGAUGACUUUUAACAGUUUUGAAGGAUCUAAAACUUGUGUACCUGCAGACAUCGAUAAGGAUGAAGAAUUUGUAGAAGAGUUUAAUAGAUUAAAAACUUUUGCUAAUUUUCCAAGUAGUAGUCCUGUUUCAGCAUCAACGCUAGCACGAGCUGGGUUUCUGUAUACUGGGGAAGGAGACACCGUGCGGUGCUUUAGUUGUCAUGCAGCAGUAGAUAGAUGGCAAUAUGGAGACUCAGCAAUUGGAAGACACAGGAGAGUAUCCCCAAAUUGCAGAUUUAUCAAUGGCUUUUAUUUUGAAAACAAUGCUGCACAGCCUACAUAUUCUGGUGUCCAAAAUGGUCAGUACAAAGCUGAAAACUACCUGGGAAACAGAAAUCAUUUUGUUUUAGAAAGGCCAUCUGAGACUCAUGCACACUAUCUUUUGAGAACUGGACAGGUUGUAGAUUUAUCAGACACCGUAUACCCAAGGAACCCUGUCAUGUGUAGUGAAGAAGCUAGAUUAAAGUCAUUUCACAACUGGCCAGACUAUGCCCACUUAACCCCAAGAGAGUUAGCUCGUGCUGGACUCUACUACACAGGUAUUGAUGAUCAAGUACAGUGCUUUUGUUGUGGUGGGAAGUUGAAAAAUUGGGAACCUUGUGAUCGUGCAUGGUCAGAACACAGGCGACACUUUCCUAAUUGCUUCUUUGUUUUGGGCCGGAAUAUUAAUAUGCAAAGUGAAUCCGCUGUCGUGAGUUCUGAUAGGAAUUUCCCAAAUUCAACAAAUGCUCCAAUAAAUCCAGCCAUGGCAGAUUAUGAAGCACGGAUCAUUACAUUUGGGACGUGGAUGUACUCCGUUAACAAGGAGCAGCUUGCAAGAGCUGGAUUUUAUGCUUUAGGUGAAGGUGAUAAAGUACAGUGUUUUCACUGUGGAGGAGGGCUAAAUGAUUGGAAACCCAGUGAAGACCCUUGGGAACAACAUGCUAAGUGGUUUCCAGGCUGUAAAUAUCUGUUAGAAGAGAAGGGAGAAGAAUAUGUAAACAAUAUUCAUUUAACCCAUUCAAUUGAGGAGUCUCUGGGGAGAACUGUUGAAAGAGCACCAUUGUUAACUAAAAUAAUUGAUGAUACAAUAUUCCAAAAUCCUAUGGUACAAGAAGCUAUACGAAUGGGAUUCAGUUUCAAGGACAUUAAGAAAACAAUGGAGGGGAAAAUUCAGACAUCUGGGAGCAACUAUAAAUCACUUGAGGUUCUGGUUGCAGAUCUAGUGAAUGCUCAGAAAGAUAAUACACAAGAUGAAUCAAGUCAGACUUCAUUACAGAAAGACAUUAGUACUGAAGAGCAGCUAAGGCUCCUACAAGAGGAGAAGCUUUGCAAAAUCUGUAUGGAUAGAAAUAUUGCUGUCGUCUUUAUUCCUUGUGGACAUCUGGUCACUUGUAAACAGUGUGCUGAAGCAGUUGACAAGUGUCCCAUGUGCUACACAGCCAUUACUUUGAGGCAAAAAAUUUUCAUGUCGUAAUCUAACUACAGUAGGUGUCUUAUGUUCUUAUUACCCUGAUUGAAUGUGUGAUGUGAACCAACUUGAAGAAAUCAGCAUUGAAUUCCAUUAGCAUUUGCUGCCAAGUAGGAAGAAAGUGUAAACUGCAAUGUUAUAGUUGGCAGUCUAAAAUUUGAAUUUCUGGAUUUUUCAGGAUGUUAACUGUAUUAGCUGUUCUAUUUUUCUCCCACUGUUAUUUAAUUGAAACCCUAGACUAAGAAGCAUCAUAUUGUAACUGAUCACAAUGUGUGUUUUAUAGUACACUGACUUAGUUUUCUAAAUGUAAGUGAAUUAAUCAAUUGAAUUUUUCAUUCAUUUCGGAUAGGCUUAACAAAUAGAUCAUUCUGUAUGAAUGGAGAUUAGAGUUAAUCUCCCCAAUCACAUAAUUUGUUUUGUGUGAAAAAGGAAUGAACUGUUUCACACUGGUGGAAAGAUGGAAAUGAUUUUUAGAUGUUUGUGUUUUAGGAUUUUGUCCAUUUUCUUUUAAAUUAUACACAUGUACUUGGGUGGAUGAUUUUUUUUUAAUGAUUUUGCCAUUGUUAAAAGGGUAUUUAAUGAUUGACUACCAUUUAGCCUACAUGUACUGACAUAAAAAGACAUCAGAGGUAUAUUAAGUAUAAAAUUAAAUGGCAAAACACUAUGUGUAGAAUGAGCCAAGUGAAGGUGUGUGUAUUUUAUAUACAUAUAGAAUGGAAGAUUGGAAAGAUAGACACCAAACUGUUAAAUGUGGUUUCUCUUGAAAGGGGGUGGGGGGAUGGGUCCCAGAGGGGCUUUAUAAGGGCCUUUCACUUUCUACUUUUUUCAUUUUGUUCUGUUUGAAUUUUUUAUAAGUAUUAUUACUUUUGUAAUCAAAAUUUUUAGAAAGUAUUUUGCUGAUUUAAAGGCUUAGGCAUGUUCAAACACCUGCAAAACUACUUAUUGCUCAGCUUUAGUUUGCCUAAUCCAAGAAGGCAGGGCAGUUAACCUUUUGGUGCCAAUGUGAAAUUUAAAUGUUUAUAUGUUUUUCCUGCUUCGUGGAUGAAAAAUAUUUCUGAGUGGUAGUUUUCUGACAGGUAGACCAUGUCUUCUCUUGUUUAAAAAUAAAUAUUCCUGAUUUUGUAAAAUGAAAUAUAAAAUAUGUCUCAGAUCUUCCAAUUAAUUAGUAAGGAUUCAUCUUUAAUCCUUGCUAGUUUAAGCCUGCCUAAGUCACUUUACUAAAAGAUCUUUGUUAACCCAGUAUUUUAAACAUCUGUCAGCUUAUGUAGGUAAAAGUAGAAGCAUGUUUGUACACUGCUCGUAGUUAUAGUAACAGCUUUCCAUGUUGAGAUUCUCGUAUCUUGUAUCUUAAAGUUUCAUGUGAAUUUUUACCGUUAGGAUGCUUAAGAUGUAUAUAGGAUAAAAUGUCAAGUCUUCACCUAAGUUUUUUGUUUUCUUGUCUAGUAAUAGUAGCAGAUACUUCUGGAAUGUUCUCCCAAGAUCCUUAAAAACUUCUUGGAAAUUAUAAAAUACUGACAAGAAAAUAAGAAUAGUUUUUUUAAUAUUAAAGAGAAAAUAAAGCUUGAGUAAGAAUCAAUAUAGGUUAAAAAGAUAAAAGUCUAAAAAUGCUUCAUAGAACACCCAGGCAAAGAUCCUCACAACAACCUGUUGUAGAGUGAGGCAUUUUACUGUAGAGAAAAGGUUGAGAGUAAAACUGUCAGAAGUUAUAUUUUUGUUGUAUUUUCUAAGAGAAAGAGUAUUGUUAUGUUCUCUUAACCUGUUAAUUACUACUUUGAUAUUCAUUUAAAGCAUUGCAAAUUUAAAUGAGAAUCUUUAUUUUUUUUUUCCACUGAUGUCCUUCUACAAACCAUUCUUAGCGCCCACGGUUCUGAGCACUGAGCAUAGAAAUAGCCGCUUCCUCUCUGCCCCAACGGCACAGGCGCAGCAGGGCGGCCACACCCGUGGUGCCGGCAAGUCCGGCAUCUGCAGGGCAGUGAGAAUCUUUAAAGUCAAAUAAUGACCACCCUGUUUUUGUUGUACUAUGUAAAUCCUCAGUUCUUUACUUUUGCACUUUCUUCCAUUUAGAUUUAGUUAGAUAUUCAUUAAAAGUUAAAUUUUAUAUGUAUAAUCUAAGCUUUAAAUUUAAACUUAAAUUACAAGGGGAGAAAAGUGUUAAAGGUUUAAAAAUGUGUUUUCCAGGACACGUCAGCUCCAAGUCAGGUAGUUGGUUCAAUCUAGUUGUUGUCCAAGGACUGAAUUGUUUUAACAUAAGGUUUUCCAGUUCUGGGAGCCUCAGUUCUUUAAAACUCUUUUAAAACUUGUAUGUUUAGAUUUAAGCAAGACCUUUUUUCUCCCCAUCAGUUGUGAGAUUUAAUGCAUGAAGCUGAUGUGGCUAACAAGUUUAUUUUAAGAAUUGCUUAGAAAUGCUGUUGCUUCAGGUUCUUAAAUCACUCAGCGCUCCAACUUCUAAUCAAAUUUUUAAAGACUUACCAAUGUUUGCCUGUGUUUGCACUAUAAAAAGCACUGGAUCCUUCCCAUCUAUUUGUGCAAAGAAUGAUCACUUGCAAGGUCAAAAAUAUAGCCAGAUCCAAAUCUCUGCCUCCCCCUUCCCAAAAUAGUUCUCAGUAUCUCCACGUAGACUUCCUUUUCUGUAUAAAGCUCACUCUAAGGUUUCAAAGGCACCGCCUAUUUUACUACAUUUUAGUCAUGUGAAGAGUCAAGUUGUUUUGUAAUAAAUAAUUGUCUUUAUUCAUAAUAAUCUGGUGUGCUAAUCAAAAGCCUUGUCUUAAUUUUUGAGAAAUGAGUUUAGUGUUUAUAAAGUAAAUUCCAGUUUGUUAAGUAAUGGCUUUGUAUUACCUUUCCUGCUAGAUUUUUGUUUAUUUUCCCUUGGGUUAGGGGCUAAGAUGGAGUAGGAUGGGGGUAGUGAAUGUAUGUGAUGUGAUUUGGCCCUGUGUAUUACAAUCUUUUGUUGUUUUAUCACUUAAAUGUUGGUAGUUUUCUUCCUGGUUUUCAUUUUAGUGGAUAAAAUUGGUAUUUUGAACUCUGAAUGGAGACUACCACCACAGCAUUAGUUCCACGUAUUGUACCCUUUAGACUGAAAUCAUUGUUUUAUUUCCUGAUUACCCAGUUGGUUGAAUAUGGGGGAAAAGGGGUGGAGGGGUUGGAGAAAUAGGAUAGGUUGUAUAUCGUUUCUAUUAGAGAAAGAAGAAAAUGGGACUGAAUAUUUGACAGAUAUGGUUUUUAGCCACAUCUGGCUUAGAAAAGAAGAAAAGAGGUAACCAUUUCUUCAUCUGUGAAAUGCAAAUAGUACCUGUCUUAAAAAAUUAUAAGAGUUGAGGAGACCGUAUGUGUAAAAUACUUGUUAUAGAUGUUAAUUCCCUUCCUAACACUUUUUUACCUUCCAUGGAUUUGCCUUGACUCUGGAAAUUAGGGCUAAAACUUAGAUAAUAACUCUUUCACUGACUCUUAAUUCAUCUUUCUCGUUUGUCAUAGUUAAGAUGCAAAUUACAGUACACAAGUAGGUCAAAUCCUUAAAAAUAUUUAAAUUCCUUUUUUAAAAACUUGAAACAAUAGUCUUACCAAAGUUAGUUGAGUUUUUCUAAUAGAAACAAUUGGCUUAGUCCCACUUUUAUAGUCAGUUUCAGUUUGACUUAUAAACUUAGCACAAUGUGAAUUUCACUUGCAGCACAACAGAAUCAUAGGAUGUCAGAGCUAGAAGUGACCUUAGAGAGUAUCUAAUUCAUCCCCUUUGUUUUAAGAUGAACCAUCUGAGGCUCAAUGGUGAAAUGAUGUGUUCAAAGCUAUAUAACUAAUCAGUGAUAGCCCAGACUGGGACAUAGUUUGACGGUGAAAAACUUCAAGCUACCUCUCCAGGGAGGUCUCAAAUGUUUAUUUUUUCAACUAUUCUUUAUUCUAUACCAUAACAUUCACUACAUAUUAAAUGACACUUUAUAACUAAUACAGUAGGACAAUCUUAAAUACAUAUGGCUUCAAAUUGUACAAUAUUACAUUAAUGUUUCGGGGGUAAGAUUCUUAUUUGAAGUCUAAAGUUUGCAGAAAUGCGUAUAGAUUUUUUUGCAUUUACUACAUUCUUCUUGUGUAGCAUUAAUUGUGUAUCAUUUAAAAUUACUAUGUAAGUAUAUUUUGUCAUUCUGUCUAUACUUAGCAACAAAUUUGCAUUUUUAUUUGAUGUAACAAUUGCUUUAAUGUAAUUUUUGUUAGAAGAUUUUGCAUUACCUUUAUACUUUAUAUCUAACCUGACAGAAUGACUGAUUCUUAUGUCAUUGUAAUAGUGUUGUAAAUAAUCACGUGAAAUGUGUGAGAUAGAGUACUAUAUUUGUGAAUAUAAUUUUAUGGCUGUUUUCAUUUACUAGAAACCUUUCCAUCAGUAUGGAAAACUAAGAAAAUUGCUUUCUACUGUAUAAUCUGGCAGUCAUCAUAGAUUAAAGCUUAUUUUUCUGUGAAUAAAAACUUAUCCAAUAAAGCACUAUUCUUUAAAAUGA